Messenger RNA from Thyridium curvatum, 3279 nucleotides. RefSeq lists its product as uncharacterized. Lineage: Eukaryota; Fungi; Ascomycota; Sordariomycetes; Thyridiales; Thyridiaceae. Gene Ontology annotation, molecular function: ATP hydrolysis activity; P-type calcium transporter activity; ATP binding. The transcript is spliced from 4 exons. Gene Ontology annotation, biological process: calcium ion transmembrane transport; intracellular calcium ion homeostasis. The record is from RefSeq and is a predicted model, not a curated record. The coding region runs from base 1 to 3279 and encodes 1092 amino acids. Gene Ontology annotation, cellular component: plasma membrane.
AUGAAACGACAGAAGCAAAACGGCGGUCCGUCCCAGGAUCACGUCUCGGGCCAGAGCAACCGCACGCUAUCCAAGCCUGCGCACGCCCUCGAGGCUGGGGCUGUUGCCGGUGAGCUCGAGACGGACUACAUGAGCGGUCUCUCCGUCGCCGAGGCCGAUCGCCGCCUCGAGGAAUUCGGACCCAAUGAACUGGGCGAGGCCGAGGGCGUCCAGCCCAUCCGCAUCAUUGUCGCUCAGAUCGCCAAUGCCAUGACUCUAGCUCAUUUAGAACUCCGCCAGGUGCUGAUCCUCGCCAUGGCCGUCUCCUUUGGAUUCAGGUCGUACAUCGAAGGGGGCGUCAUCACUUUUGUGAUCCUGCUCAACGUCGUUGUCGGCUUCUUCCAGGAGUACUCGGCUGAGAAGACUAUGGACUCGCUGCGGUCGCUUUCUUCGCCGAGUGCCAGUGUCAUCCGUGGCGGGGAGACGAGAGUCGUUCCCUCGGGCCAGGUAGUCCCUGGCGAUCUCGUAGAGAUCAAGAUGGGCGACACCAUUCCCGCUGAUAUCCGUCUGAUUGAGGUCGUCAACUUCGAGUCCGACGAAGCCCUGUUGACUGGCGAGUCCCUUCCCGUCCGCAAGAACGCCGGCGCCGUCUUUGAUGACGCCACCGGUCCGGGCGACCGUCUUAACGUGGCCUUUAGCUCCGCCACCGUGACCAAGGGCCGCGCCAGAGGCGUCGUGUUCGCGACGGGCAAGUGCACCGAGAUUGGCGCCAUAGCUUCCGCCCUCCAGCAGAAAGACAGCAAGGUCCGCCCCGUCAAGCGCAAGCCGGACGGAUCCGCCAAGCCGUACCGCUACCUCGAGGCCUUCACGCUGACCCUGACUGACGCCAUCGGCCGCUUCCUCGGCGUCAAUGUCGGCACUCCGCUGCAGAAGAAGCUGUCGCGCCUGGCCAUCCUGCUCUUCUUCUCGGCCGUCAUCUGCUCCCUGAUCGUGCUCGGCGCCAACAAGUUCGACGCCAAGCAGGAGGUUAUCAUCUACGCCGUUGCCACGGGCCUGUCCAUGAUCCCCGCGAGCCUGGUCGUCGUGCUCACCAUCACCAUGGCCGCCGGCACGAAGCGCAUGGUGCAGCGAAACGUCGUCGUCCGCAACCUCAAGUCUCUGGAGGCCCUCGGCGCCGUCACCGAUAUCUGCUCCGACAAGACUGGCACACUGACCCAAGGCAAGAUGGUCGCGCGAGGCGCCUGGAUCCCGGGCAAAGGCACGUACAUCGUCGAGACCUCCAGGUCGCCCUUUGAUCCCACCCACGGAGACAUCCACUUCGACCCGCGCCAGCCUCGCGAGAUCAAGCUCAACGACAUGGCCGACCUCGCCCAUAACAACGUCGAUGCCAAAGACCUGCUCUCUGAGAGCAAAGCUGUAUUGUGCCAGUUCCUCCGCGUUGCCUCCCUCGCCAAUAUCGCCACUGUCAUGAAGUCCCAGGAUGGUGAAUGGCAGGCUCGAGGCGACCCCACCGAGAUCGCGAUCCAGGUCUUCUCGUCACGCUUUGGCUUCAAUCGCAUCGGCUUUGUCGGGGAGGAUGACGGCUCCAAGUGGACCCAGAUGGCGGAACUUCCGUUCGACUCUGACGUGAAGCGCAUGUCUGUGGUCGUGAAGGAGAACGAGACCAACAAGCUAUUCGCCUUCAGCAAGGGCGCAGUCGAGCGUGUCAUCGAUGCCUGCACUAGCUACUGCCCCCAAGACUCCGAUGACACCGUGCCAAUGCACGACGAGUUCCGUCAGGAACUGCUUCAGAACAUGGAGGUCCUCGCCGCUCAGGGGCUCCGCGUGCUGGCCCUGGCGUCUAAGCCGUAUGCCGGGGAGCUCAAGAAGGGCGACGACGUGGACCGUGCUUCCGUCGAGUGCGAUCUGGUAUUUCGGGGGCUCAUCGGCCUUUAUGACCCGCCUCGCCCGGAAUCCGCCCCUGCCGUCCGCGCCUGUCACGAAGCCGGUAUCUCUGUCCACAUGCUCACGGGCGACCACCCUCAGACCGCGAGGGCCAUCGCCAUCGAGGUCGGAAUCCUGCCUUCGCGCAUGAAUCUCAUCGCUUCCGACGUGGCCGCGGCCAUGGUCAUGACCGCCGCCCAGUUCGACGCCCUGUCGGACGAGGAGGUCGAUCAGCUCCCCGUUCUACCCUUGGUGAUUGCCAGGUGUGCCCCCAACACCAAGGUCCGCAUGAUUGAGGCUCUCCACAGGCGCGAGAAAUUCUGUGCUAUGACCGGAGACGGUGUGAACGACUCCCCUUCGCUCCGCCGAGCCGACGUUGGCAUCGCCAUGGGACAGGCCGGAUCUGAUGUUGCCAAGGAGGCCUCGGACAUUGUCCUCAGCGACGACAACUUUGCCUCCAUCGUGGCCGCCAUCGAAGAAGGCCGCCGCAUCUUUGACAACAUCCAGAAGUUCGUCCUCCACGUCCUGGCCGAGAAUAUCGCCCAGGCCGGAACCCUGCUGGUCGGGCUCGCCUUCAAAGACAAGACCGGCUUCUCCGUCUUCCCCCUGGCGCCCGUGGAGAUCGUCUGGAUCAUCAUGGCGACCUCGGGCAUGCCGGACAUGGGCCUCGGCUUCGAGCGCCCCGUGCCCGACAUCAUGAAGCGGCCCCCGCAGUCCCUCAAGACGGGCAUCUUCACCCUCGAGUUCUUCAUGGACAUGGUCGUCUACGGGCUCUGGAUCACGGCCCUGUGCCUCGGCGCCUUCGUGCUGCGCGUGUACGCCUGGGGCAACGGCGACCUGGGCGAGGGCUGCAACGACGCCUACUCGGACCAGUGCGAGACCGUCUUCCGCGCCCGCGCCACGACCUUUGCCUGCCUGACCUGGUUCGCCCUCUUCCUCGCCUGGGAGAUGAUCGACCGCCGCCGCUCCUUCUUCCGCAUGCAGCCCGGCUCCGACCGGUACCUGACGCAGUGGGUGCACGACAUCUGGCGCAACCAGUUCCUCUUCUGGGCCGUCAUGCUCGGCUUCGCCACGCUCUUCCCGCUGCUGUACAUCCCCGUCAUCAACAAGGUCGUCUUCAAGCACGUGGGCAUCUCGUGGGAGUGGGCCAUCGUCUUCGUCGCCGCGGGCCUCUUCUUCGCGGGCGCCGAGGCCUGGAAGUGGUGCAAGCGCGUCUACUUCCGCCGCCAGGAGGGCAAGGGCGGCGGCACCAAGUGGAAGGACACGGACCUGGAGCAGCGCGCGUUCGGCACCUACCUCAGCAUGUCGUCUUCCAUGGACACGCGCGCGAGCACCGUCCUCGAAAAGACCGUCGCCGCCAACCAGCCAAGGGAUUGA